AUGAAGAAAGAUAUCGAAGAAGGAACAAGCGAUAGACCUAUGUCCAGCCAUUUCUUGGUACUGUUUAUAAUCCUUUUCAUCCUUAGAAUAAAUGGAUCUCCUCCAAUUUCCAGUUUAUCUUCUCCAAUUUCCAACGGUUCUUCUCCAAUUUCCAACGGAUCUUCUCCAAUUUCCAGUGGAUCUACUCCAAUUUCCAGUUUAUCUUCUCCAAUUUUCAGUGGGUCUCCUCUAAUUCCCAGUUUAUUUUCUCCAAUUUCCAGUGGAUCACCUCCAAUUUCCAGUUUAUCUUGUCCAAUUUCCAACGGAUCACCUCCAAUUUCCAGUUUGUCUUGUCCAAUUUCCAGUGGAUCUACUCCAAUUUCCAGUUUAUCUUCUCCAAUUUUCAGUGGAUCUCCUCCAAUUCCCAGUUUAUUUUCUCCAAUUUCCAGUGGAUCACCUCCAAUUUCCAGUUUAUCUUCUCCAAUUUCCAACGGAUCUUCUCCAAUUUCCAGUGGAUCUCCUCCAAUUUCCAGUUUAUCUUCUCCAAUUUUCAGUGGGUCUCCUCCAAUGUCCAGUUUAUCUUCUCCAAUUUCCAGAGGAUCUCUUCCAAUGUCCAGUUUAUCUUCUCCAAUUUCCAGUGGAUCUCCUCCAAUUUCCAGUUUAUCUUCUCCAAUUCCCAGUUUAUUUUCUCGAAUUUCAAGUGGAUCACCUCCAAUUUCCAGUUUAUCUUCUCCAAUUUCCAACGGAUCUUCUCCAAUUUCCAGUGGAUCUCCUCCAAUUUCCAGUUUAUCUUCUCCAAUUUCCAACGGAUCUUCUCUAAUUUCCAACGGAUCUUCUCCAAUUUCCAGUGGAUCUACUCCAAUUUCCAGUUUAUCUUCUCCAAUUUUCAGUGGGUCUCCUCCAAUUCCCAGUUUAUUUUCUCCAAUUUCCAGUGGAUCACCUCCAAUUUCCAGUUUAUCUUCUACAAUUUCCAACGGAUCUUCUCCAAUUUCCAACGGAUCUACUCCAAUUUCCAGUGGAUCUACUCCAAUUUCCAGUUUAUCUUCUCCAAUUUCCAGUGGAUCUCCUCCAAUUCCCAGUUUAUUUUCUCCAAUUUCCAGUGGAUCACCUCCAAUUUCCAGUUUAUCUUCUCCAAUUUCCAACGGAUCUUCUCCAAUUUCCAGUGGAUCGCCUCCAAUUUCCAGUUUAUCUUCUCCAAUUUUCAGUGGGUCUCCUCCAAUGUCCAGUUUAUCUUCUCCAAUUUCCAGAGGAUCUCUUCCAAUUUCCAGUUUAUCUUCUCCAAUUUCCAGAGGAUCUCUUCCAAUUUCCAGUUUAUCUUCUCCAAUUUCCAGUGGAUCUCCUCCAAUUUCCAGUUUAUCUUCUCCAAUUCCCAGUUUAUUUUCUCGAAUUUCCAGUGGAUCACCUCCAAUUUCCAGUUUAUCUUCUCCAAUUUCCAGUGGAUCUCCUCCAAUUUCCAGUUUAUCUUCUCCAAUUUCCAGAGGAUCUCUUCCAAUUCUCAGUUUAUCUUCUUCAAUUUCCAGUGGAUUUCCUCCAAUUUCCAGUUUAUCUUCUCCGAUUUCCAGUAGAUCUCCUCCAACUUCCAGUUUAUCUUCUCCUAUUUCCAGUGGAUCUUCUUCGUCAACACUUUCAGGUCUGUAG
Molecule: messenger RNA, 1617 nt
Organism: Diorhabda sublineata
Lineage: Eukaryota; Metazoa; Arthropoda; Insecta; Coleoptera; Chrysomelidae
Exons: 2
Coding region: 1-1617 (538 amino acids)
Source: RefSeq, a predicted model, not a curated record